Messenger RNA from Chaetomium strumarium, 3046 nucleotides. RefSeq names its product fungal-specific transcription factor domain-containing protein. Gene Ontology annotation, biological process: regulation of DNA-templated transcription; DNA-templated transcription. Gene Ontology annotation, molecular function: DNA binding; DNA-binding transcription factor activity, RNA polymerase II-specific; zinc ion binding. The coding region runs from base 241 to 2874 and encodes 877 amino acids. NCBI's taxonomy places the organism in Eukaryota, Fungi, Ascomycota, Sordariomycetes, Sordariales, Chaetomiaceae. The record is from RefSeq and is a predicted model, not a curated record. The transcript has 2 exons.
UACACUAGACCCUGAAGUGGGCCGCUUCAAGUCUCGCCCCAUCCGAUCUCCAGGCUGUCCCCGCAUCCCGACAUCUGCAAGGGCAAUCGGCUUUUGACCUCGACCGCACCGAAAAGCCUAACAGGGCAGACUUUCCGCUCCAAAGACAGCGUACCCAAUUCGUACCAUUCCCGGCAUCGCGGGGUUCCCGCGCACUACGGCGAACCUGCGCUCAAGCGCCGUAUCCACUUCCGUGGUACGAUGCCGGACCACGACUCAGUUCCGGUCUCGCUGCCGUCCGGCGGGCAGGACGGCUACGGUGGCACUUUCAAUGGUCCUUCGCCGCCGCCGCAGCCAUCCAAGAAGAAGCCCAGACGCGGCACCGAUCCCGCCAACCAAAAGCGGAGGUGCGUCAGCACAGCGUGUAUUGCCUGUCGGAAGAGAAAGUCCAAGUGCGAUGGCGCCCUCCCGAGUUGUGCUGCCUGUGCCAGCGUCUACGGAACCGAGUGUGUUUACGAUCCCAAUUCGGAUCAUCGCCGGAAAGGUGUGUAUCGUGAGAAGACGGACAGUAUGAAAGCGAGGAGCUCCACUCUCCAGAUCCUGAUCGAGGCCAUCCUGAACGCCGCCGAGGAGGAUGUACCGGCUAUUGUGCAGAAGAUUCGUACAUGUGACAGCCUUGACGCUGUGGCUGAGUCCAUCCUCAAGAACGAUGCGGUAGACGAUGAGGACGAGGAUGUGAAUGCGGCUGGUCGCAUGGACAACGACUAUGCCGCAGGCCAGUCGGUCGAGGGCGAGAAGGAACUUGCGCGCAAGAUGGGCGAGCUUCGACUAGAGAAUGGUUCUGUCCGCUACUACGGCGGCACAUCUCACUUGAUCUACGUGGGAGACGCCGCAGACGUUGUCGACGAGCCGGAAUCCGACACCAGCCCGUCUGGCGAGGACCCGACUACCAGUUGGACCGAGGUCACCAAGGACACGCAAUUAAUCGUCCACCUGAUGAACAUGUACUUCAACUGGCACUACCCCUAUUUUGCCACCCUCUCAAAAUCCCUAUUUUACCGAGACUUCCUCAGAGGGAAACCGAAAGGGCAGCCCAGAUCUACGGUAUACUGCUCGUCGCUGCUGGUAAACGCCAUGUUAGCGCUUGGCUGCCAUUUCACCAGCGUGGCCGGCGCCUUUGCGGUUCCCGGCGACAGCAAGACAAAAGGCGACCACUUCUUUGCGGAAGCGAAACGUUUGAUAGUCGAGAACGAUGAGUACGCGAAGCCAAGGCUCACCACGGUGCAGGCGCUUGCGCUCAUGUCCGUGCGCGAAGCUGGGUGUGGUCGGGAGGCCAAUGGGUGGGUGUACAGCGGGAUGAGUUUCCGCAUGGCACAGGACAUCGGGCUCAACUUGAACCUCGGAGGGAUGCACAAGGACUCGCUGGAUGAACAAGAAAUCGAUGCUCGCCGGAUUACAUUCUGGGGGUGUUUCCUAUUUGAUAAGUGUUGGUCCAACUACCUCGGCCGCCUGCCCCAGCUGCCCAAGAACACGUACAAUGUUCCCAAGUACGAUGUCUUCCCAGAUGAAGAUGCCGAGCCGUGGUCGCCAUACACCGACAGCGGAUUUGAUCGCUCAUUCAAGCAGCCGUCUCGCACACGGGCAGCCGGGCUGCACCUCAGCAAGCUCUGCGAAAUCAGCAGCGACCUCCUGCUCUUCUUUUACCACCCCAACUAUAUUGCACGGUCGACUGGCAAGAACGUCGAGCUCAAGAAGCUCAGCGAACUGCAUCGCCGCCUGGAAGACUGGAAGAAGGAAUUGCCCAGCGAAUUCGAGCCUAAAGACGGCCAGCUGCCGCAUAUCAUCUUGAUGCAUAUGUUUUUCCACCUGCAAUACAUCCAUCUGUUCAAGGCCUUCCUCAAAUACACGCCGCAAACAUCGCCUUUGCCGCCGCAUGUCUCGCCCUGGCGGAUGUGUGGUGCCAACGCUGGGGCCAUCUCGAAGCUCAUGCGCCUGUACAAGAAGAUGUACGAUCUGAGGCAAAUAUGUAACAUUGCAGUAUACAUGGAACAAACGGCCUGCACAAUACACAUCCUGCACUUGCCGGAAAAGACGGCCAAGCGAGACAUCAUCCACGGGGUCAAGCAUCUGGAGGAGAUCGCCGAGGACUGGCUGUGCGCGCGGAGGGCGCUGAGCACGCUGAGCGUGUUGGCGCGGAAGUGGAAGAUCGAGCUGCCGGAAGAAGCUGCUCUUGUCCUACAACGAACCGACGAAAAGUACGGGACCGUUAACAUCUCGGACGUUCCUUCGCCAAAUCGGUCGGUGCCCUCUGCUGCGACAUCGCCGCAGUCGCCGCAAACAAACGACACGGCCACGCGGCCGAUGGAACUCGACAUGCCGACAACAACCAUGUCCUCUGACACGAUAAGCAGCCUCGCCGGAUUGGGACCGAACCUGCACAAUAUACAAACCCCAACACGGCAAAUAACACAACCAGUCACCACAACAACGCCCAUGAGCCAUCCGCUUUCCACGAUGGGCUCCUGGACUGUCUCACCCGUAACACGGAGCAUGCCCAGCUAUGCACAGGCGUUCGCUCCUAUCCAUGCUCAGGCCAGCAUGGGACCGCCGCCGUCGUCUUCUCGCCCGGGACGCCAAACCACCACCAGCUCCCCUUACGCCAUCGACGGACAGGACUGGUACCUGAGGGACGGCGUGACCUGGCAGCAAAAUUUCCAGACGUGGGGUCUUGGCACAGGCGCCAACGAGCAGUCGAAUGCGCGCGGAAGCAACCCAAGCAACGGGAUGGCUGAUCCUUCCAUGUUUGUGUUCCGGGGCGUUAACUUGGACGACGUAGAUUCGGGGUUUGAGUCACUAGGAAUGGGCAGCUUAGACCACUUACCAGGACUAGACUAGGCGUCUGCCCGGGGUUGCGGUUGCUCUAUAUAUCGAGGAAGGAGGUGCGAUGACUCCCGAUCAUGUGUUCGGUUCUGGGAUGCAUAUAUUGGCGCGGCAGACUACAGGCAGGAAAAGCUGGGAGGUUACUAUCGCUACUUUCUGUUUGCAGGGACAUCGGAACCACUAGAUA